Hyaloscypha bicolor E is the source of this 189-nucleotide messenger RNA. RefSeq lists its product as uncharacterized. The record is from RefSeq and is a predicted model, not a curated record. The annotation marks the transcript as partial. Lineage: Eukaryota; Fungi; Ascomycota; Leotiomycetes; Helotiales; Hyaloscyphaceae. The transcript has a single exon. Gene Ontology annotation, molecular function: protein binding.
AUCGUCCAAAUAUUCGUUGGUCCAGAAAAACAGGCUUUCCAAGUGCACAGUAAUCUGAUAUGCUCCGUCUCGCACUUCUUCGAGAAAGCUUUCAAUGACGGUUGCGUCGAAGGCACUGAGAACAAGAUGGACUUGCCUAAAGACGCCCCAAAGACAGUGUUAAUGUUUGUUGCUUGGCUGUAUAAUAAG